GCUAGCGGAAGCGGCGCGGCCCCGGGGCGGCAGGCGGCGGAAGCGGGGUGCUUCUGGGGUGAUGGCGGCCGGCGGCAGCCUUAGCCGCUUGGAGCGGAAGGCAGCGGCGCGCGCCGAAAUACUUCAGCAGGAGGAGCAGCGUGACCGGCGGAGACAGGUGUCCCGCAUCUGGAGGAAGCCGCCGGCGGAGCGCAGCCCCGAGGAGUGCCAGGUGCUGGCCGAGAGCGAGGACAUCGUCCGGGAGCUGGAGCGGCGCCGCAAGCGGCGCGAGCGGCUGCGCCGGCGGCAGGAGGAGGUAUGUGAUGAGCCAGAGGAGUUAAAGAGAAAGGCUACUGAGCUGGCUGCUGCUGUUCGGAAUGCCAAGCACCUUGUCAUCUAUACAGGAGCUGGGAUCAGUACGGCAGCUUCAAUCCCAGACUACAGAGGCCCUAAUGGCAUAUGGACGUUGCUGCAGAAGGGCAGGAGCAUCAGGGCUACAGAUCUGAGUGAGGCAGAGCCCACACUCACUCAUAUGAGCAUUGCCUGCCUACACAAGCACAAUCUGGUGCAGCAUGUGGUGUCUCAAAACUGUGAUGGGCUGCAUCUGAGGAGUGGGUUACCCCGAGCAGCAAUAUCUGAGCUUCAUGGAAACAUGUACAUAGAGGUCUGCACUUCCUGUACACCCAACAGAGAGUACGUGCGAGUAUUUGAUGUGACAGAGCGCACAGCCCUGCACAGGCAUCACACUGGCAGGAUGUGCCACAAGUGUGGGGCACAGUUGAGAGAUACAAUCGUCCACUUUGGGGAGAAGGGGACGUUGAGACAGCCCCUGAACUGGGAAGCAGCAACAGAAGCUGCAAGCAAAGCAGAUGUGAUUCUUUGUCUGGGUUCCAGCUUAAAGGUCUUGAAAAAAUACCCACGUCUUUGGUGCAUGAGCAAGCCACCCACCCGUCGUCCAAAGCUCUAUAUUGUGAACCUACAGGGGGCUGCUGGCCCGUGCGCAAGACGCCCACAGCAGCGGCACUGGUGUCACCCUGCAGUGGACCCCCAAGGACGACCUGGCUGCCCUGAAGCUGCACGGCCGCUGCGACGACGUCAUGCGGCUGCUGAUGGCCGAGCUGGGGCUGCAGAUCCCGCGCUACGACCGGGCGCAGGACCCCAUCUUCGCGCUGGCCCAGCCGCUGCGGCCGGGGGAGGAAGGCACGCACUCACGGAAGCCGGUGGCCCCACCGCCGGGCGCCGAGCCGCCGCCGCGGGAGGAGCCGCCGCGGGAGGAGCCGCCGCCGCCCACUUGCCCCGGGGGCUGGCUGGGCCGCGGCUGCGCCAAGGGCGCCCGGCGGAGGAAGAGCCACUGAGGGCGGGCGGGGCCGCGGCCCAAGAUGGCGGCGGGGGCGGGCGCGGGGCGGGGCGAGGCGGGCGGCGGCCCCGCUCGCUCGGCUGCGGGCGGGCGGCGCCGCCGGUGACAGCGCGGCCAUGCUGCGCAACGGGGCGGCGGGCGGCGGCGGCCCCGCGGCGGGCGGAGCGGCGGUGCCGCGGCCCGUGCGCGUCUGGUGCGACGGCUGAGGAGAUUGCCAAGCACAAGGGCCCCCCUGUCUUUACACAGGAAGAGAGGUACAAAAUGGUGCAAGCCAUCAAGUGGGUGGAUGAGAUUGCUCCAGGAGCUCCCUAUGUCACCACACUGGAAACCCUGGACAAAUAUAACUGUGACUUCUGUGUGCAUGGUGAUGACAUCACCUUAACGAUAGAUGGCAAGGAUACCUAUGAGGAAGUGAAGACAGCAGGGCGAUACAGGGAAUGCAAACGCACCCAAGGUGUGUCCACUACCGACCUCGUUGGCCGCAUGCUGCUCAUGACUAAGGCUCACCACAGCAACAUAGAUGAGGACCUAGACUAUCGGAAGCACACUGACAACUUUGGGAAGGGGCCAAAAGGGCACAGUCCCUGGACUGGUGUCUCACAGUUCCUACAGACAUCUCAGAAGAUAAUCCAGUUUGCAUCAGGGAAGGAACCACAGCCAGGGGACACGAUCAUCUACGUGGCUGGAGCCUUCGACCUGUUCCAUAUUGGGCAUGUAGAUUUCCUGGAGAAGGUUCACCAGCUGGCAGAGAAACCCUACAUCAUUGCUGGGCUGCAUUUUGAUCAGGAAGUAAAUCGCUACAAAGGGAAGAACUAUCCCAUCAUGAACAUCCAUGAGAGAACACUCAGUGUCUUGGCCUGUAGGGUAAGAGUCUGUCGGUAUGUCUCGGAAGUGGUGAUUGGAGCCCCAUACGCUGUCACUGCUGAUCUGCUGGAUCACUUCAGGGUAACACUUGUAUGUCACGGGAUGACUGAGGUGGUGCCAGACAAGGACGGUUCUGAUCCAUACGAGGAACCGAAGAGACGUAGCAUCUUCCAGCUGGUGGACAGUGGCAGCAACCUCACCACAGAUUUGAUUGUGCAAAGAAUCAUCAAGAACAGGCUGGAAUUUGAAGCUAGGAACCAGAAGAAGGAAGCAAAAGAGCUGGCUGUGCUGGAGGCCAUGAAAAGACUGGAAGACGAGAAGCACUAGGCCAGCAGAGUGGACACAUGGGUCACAGAGUGCUGCAGCCUCACCCUUUUGAGAAGCAGACAGCUCUUUGAGGGGGGACCCCCAAUGGGGACACUGCUGCUGGCAUGCAGGAUGUGCUGUCCCACCCUUUUCUGUCCUAGCUCCUCCUGCACUAAUUAUGCAGCUAUAAUGAGUUGGGAUCCUGCUGCCUAGUUUUUCCUCAGUUAAUCAGCGCCCAUCCCCUUUCCCAGGAGAAGAGUUGGCAAAAGAAAAAAAAAAAGCAGUUUUAAUUAUAACUAAUGUUUUAACAUGUUGAUGUGCUUUUACCUUCUGCCAUUUCUGGCUUUUAGUAGGAGGGAAACGGAGCAGCUGCCCAGGCCCUCUGGCCCUCCACCUUUGGCUGUCCUGACCAGUCUGCAUUCCAGGGUGGCCCUUUGGGCAGUGGUGUAGGGUGGCUGGACAGGCUGGGAAGAGUGGCCUCGGCCUUCCCAGGGAAAGGACAUGGCACCUGCAGUUCCUCCUGUGAGUUUUCGGUUAGGGACACCAGGCCAUCGGUGUGCUGGCUGCUGCAGGUCCUGACGGGUCCUGUGCUUGGGGGUUCGCUGUGCUGCCUCUCCCAGCUGCUGCCUCUGCACAGAUACCAGACCCAAAGCUACUUUGGGUUUAGCUGGAUAAAGCCUCUCUCCGCUGUCACUGCGGCCAGCAAAUUGUUUGCUGCCCCAGUAACAAGCAGCAGUAUGGCACCUGGCAGCACAGGGACCCUCGAUUUUGUGCUUUCCCUGGUGGGUUGAGGCGUUCCUCUGCACAAGAGGAGUGGGAACUCUGUGGGCUUUUGCCAAAGGCUGUUCCUGUUGUGAGGCAGUAGUGCCAGGUGUUGCAUGUAGGCCUUGCUCAGAGCUCUGCUUGCUGCUGCUGCCAGAGCCCAGCUUGUGCCUGACGGUUACCCAAGGGAGGGACCUUGUCAGCUGAAGUCUCAUGGUGGCUCAUGAGGGCUGACAUGCAGCACACAUGCCCCUGUGGGGAGGUGCGGGGCCUGAAGAAAUGGGUGCUGGGCUGAGCCCCUUUCUGCCUCUUACAUUCCAGGGUGCUGUGGUGGGUGUCCUGGGCCGCUCCCUGCGCCAUGUUGUACAGUCUUUCCGUGCCGGUUCUGUUGUCCUCUCUGUUGUAAACUUAUGUUGCUGAUCACUAAUAAAAUGUUGAAGAGU
Molecule: messenger RNA, 3711 nt
Organism: Falco peregrinus (peregrine falcon)
Lineage: Eukaryota; Metazoa; Chordata; Aves; Falconiformes; Falconidae
Product: ethanolamine-phosphate cytidylyltransferase
Exons: 21
Coding region: 62-2527 (821 amino acids)
Biological process (GO): phosphatidylethanolamine biosynthetic process
Cellular component (GO): cytoplasm
Molecular function (GO): NAD+ binding; ethanolamine-phosphate cytidylyltransferase activity
Source: RefSeq, a predicted model, not a curated record